GUGAAGUGAAGACUGCUUUUCCACAAACAACAGAGUAGAGACCCCGGCCUUGAAGAGGAUCCUGUGUGCCACAGUGCUGAGCAGUCUGGGACUGAAAAAGAGACACAAACAGAGAGAAAGUGAGAGAGGAGGGUCCCUGGAAUUGAGGAGUUGGAUAGACACAGAGAGAGACACAAUAAAAAGUUAAAAGGAAGAGUGAAAGAACAAAAGAUUUGGAGGGGAGAGACUGUGUCCUCUCUCGUCUCCCCUGUAUCUCUGGAGGGAGCUAUGGCGGAUAACAGCACUCAUCCUAUUGUGAAGAUACUGGAGUCCUUCGGAUUGAUCUCCUUCCAUCGGCAAACCUCAUCCUCACCAAUAGACUAUGGUGACUCACCGGGCCGCAAGUCGAGCUUCCGGGCCUCUACUUUUCAUCCUCUUCUUCAGUGUAGCCAGAUAGCUCGUGAGGCAGAAGAGGGUUCCCAGGGCAGCCUGCCACGGACCCCCACUUUCACUACCAGCCCUGGGGCAGCUGGCUCCACCAGCACUGUCAGUUCCAUGGUCACUCCACCCCGGGCCAGAACCAGGCCGGAUUCCUUCUGGGGCAACAGCAAUCUAAGGGGCUUUCAUGCAGGCCAGAUUCCACCACCUGCCUAUGAGAGCAUCAUACGAGCCUAUCAGGAGACAACCACGUGAAGGAAGAGGAGAUGCUACAGUGAUGGAGGAAGAUAAAUGUAUUAAUAGACUUGGACUAAAAAAUUGGACAGCUGAAAGCAAUAUGGAUGUCCUACAUCUUAAAACAUGGCCAGUUUUUCAAUGUGUGUAUAUUUGCAUAUUUCUGUUUGUUUGUUUGUAUUCUAUUAAAAAAUAAAGGUUCUUUAUUGGCAUAUGGUUCCAUGAGGAACCAUCCAGGGAACCUUCCAUUGAACGAAAGGUUAUGUUCUUCUCACAAAGAAAAGAAAAGGUUCUUUUAAGAUAAGAACUGUUCCAUGAAAGGUUCUUUGGGGAACCAAAUAUAACCAAAAUAGUUAUUUUAUGGCAUCAUUGUGAAAACCUCUUUUUGGAAUCUUUAUUUUGUGCGAGGUCAAUCUGAAAUACUUACAGAGAAUGUUUGAAAGAGAGAGUGAGAUGACUUUGGUUUCUACAGGUCUGCUUUAUUGAUUAGUAAAGACAAAAGACCUAUAUUUUUGCAGGGAGAGAAUAUGUCUGUAAAGAGUGAGAGAGAAAAAUGAGAAAACAUGAUAAACAGAGAGAGAAAGAAAGUAAGAGAUACUGAAGGUUGUAAUAAGCAUGGGGACAAAUCUGAGAGCAUUACUGAUCUCUAUUGCAAAAAGUUAUUGCAAACACUCAUUUAAAAUCGUUUAGCACCAAACUCAAUAGAUUGUGUAUUUAUUGGUUUGUUUUCUGUGAACUCUAGUCUUUUGCAAUCAUUGUAAGUAUUUCUCAACACAAUUGUACUCAAAAAAUAAACUGACACAAUGCAUUUUGCAAUAGCUUUUUGCAUCUGCAUGUUUUAAUU
Sinocyclocheilus rhinocerous is the source of this 1495-nucleotide messenger RNA. Its product is annotated as myc target protein 1 homolog. The transcript has 2 exons. The coding region runs from base 268 to 672 and encodes 134 amino acids. Lineage: Eukaryota; Metazoa; Chordata; Actinopteri; Cypriniformes; Cyprinidae. Gene Ontology annotation, cellular component: nucleoplasm. The record is from RefSeq and is a predicted model, not a curated record.